AUGAAAGAUAAAAAACUCAAAGGAACUCUUGCGAAAAUACAAAAGAAUGCGCAAGAAGCUGCUAAGAAAGCAGCAAGUUAUGAAAUAUUACUUACUGAAGAGCCUGGGUAUUUAGAAGUUGAAGGUUUAGAGAAAACAUAUAAAGUCAAACAAAAAGAUAUAUUGAAUAAUGUAUUUAAUAUUAAUUUGCCUACAUUUGGUCCAUAUACAAUAGAUUAUACACGCAAUGGAAGGUAUUUGUUGAUGGGAGGUAGGAAAGGACAUAUAGCGACAUUGGAUUGGCAAGGUUGGAAAACUGAGAAAUAUAAAUGUGAAUUUCAUGUCAAAGAAACUGUACGAGAUGUCAAAUGGCUACAUAAUGAACAAUAUUUUGCAGUAGCACAAAAAAAAUAUGUUUAUAUUUAUGAUCAGAAUGGAUUGGAAUUACAUAAACUUAAGAAUCAUAUUGAAGUUAACAGAUUAGAGUUCCUUCCAUUUCAUUUUUUAUUAGCUACUGUGGGAAAUGCAGGAUAUUUAAAGUAUCAAGAUACAUCAACUGGUAAACUUGUAGCAGAAUUGAAAACAAAACUUGGUAAAUGUGAUGCAAUGUGUCAAAAUCCAUGGAAUGCUAUAAUAAAUUUAGGACAUGCUAAUGGAACUGUAACACUCUGGUCACCUAAUAUGUCAACACCACUAGUUAGAAUUUUAACACAUAAGGGUCCAGUUGUAUCACUCGCAGUUGAUAAUACUGGAAGAUAUAUGGCAACAUCAGGAUUAGAUGGGCAACUGAAAUUAUGGGAUGUAAGAACUUAUAAACCAUUACAACAAUAUUUUUGCAGAACGCCUGCUUCUUCACUUUCCAUUUCACAAUUAGGAUUAUUAAGUGUUGGUUGGGGACCUCAUAUUUAUGUUUGGAAAAAUGCUUUUCUAGAGAAACAAAAAUCACCAUAUAUGACUCAUAUUCAGGAAGGAUCACAAAUACAAGAUGUACAUUUCUGUCCAUUUGAAGAUGUGCUAGGAUUUGGUUAUUGCAACGGUGUCUCGAGUAUAGUUAUUCCAGGUUCUGGUGAACCUAAUAUUGAUAGUCUGGCAAUAAAUCCAUUUCAAACAAAAAAACAAAGACAAGAAUCAGAAGUUCAUAGUUUAUUGGAUAAGAUUCAACCCGAAAUGAUUAUAUUAGAUCCUAAUUUUGUUGCAAAAGUUGAUAAAGUUUCCAAAGAAAUUGUAGAAAAAGAACGUAAAGAAGAGGAGGAGAGGGAGGCAAAGAAUAAUGUACGUGAUAAAUCAAGUAAUAGUGUUCGUAAAAAAACUAGACAUAGAAGUUCAUUGUUAAAAAGAUAUCUUCGUAAAAAACAAAAAAAUGUUAUUGAUGAACGAAAGCAACGUGCUAGAACAGCUUUAGAUAGAUUUUCUAGCAAAAAAAGAAAAUCAGGAAGUUAA
Entrophospora sp. SA101 is the source of this 1419-nucleotide messenger RNA. Lineage: Eukaryota; Fungi; Glomeromycota; Glomeromycetes; Entrophosporales; Entrophosporaceae. The record is from the annotation of a GenBank genome assembly.